Molecule: messenger RNA, 216 nt
Organism: Penicillium canescens
Lineage: Eukaryota; Fungi; Ascomycota; Eurotiomycetes; Eurotiales; Aspergillaceae
Exons: 1
Coding region: 1-216 (71 amino acids)
Source: RefSeq, a predicted model, not a curated record
AUGCCUGACCUAAGCUCUGAAGAAGAAUCUCGACUUCAGAAUGCUAUAAGUACACUCCGUCAUCGCGCUGGCGUUACAAGGCGCAAAUUGGCAAAGGAAUUCAACGUUUGUGACGUCGCCUUGGGUCGAAGAUUUAAGGGCCACGGACCUCGGCAUGGCCGCUCCGGCACCAACAAUGCAUUAAACGUAUACCAGGAAAAUGCCUUGUAUAGUUGA